Molecule: messenger RNA, 3765 nt
Organism: Hippocampus zosterae (dwarf seahorse)
Lineage: Eukaryota; Metazoa; Chordata; Actinopteri; Syngnathiformes; Syngnathidae
Gene: ikbke
Product: inhibitor of nuclear factor kappa B kinase subunit epsilon
Exons: 21
Coding region: 627-2792 (721 amino acids)
Biological process (GO): peptidyl-serine phosphorylation
Cellular component (GO): cytoplasm
Molecular function (GO): protein serine/threonine kinase activity; ATP binding
Source: RefSeq, a predicted model, not a curated record
CCCAACUCCAUAACUUUUGGGAUAUUACUUUUGUAACGUUUAAUUCGAUAAUGAAGAUAAGUUAUUUGUACUAUUGAAUAAAUUAUAGGGUUUAAUACUACUGCUGAUGUUUUCCCGUUGUUUGUAUGUCAAUACGUUGUUAUGUCACAUGACCCACUUUAGAGGCGAUAUUUUAGAUUUAGCAAUGAGUAAACUUUGUCUCGGUUCCCCUCUAAAAUCCACUUCUUCAAGAGUCGACCUUAAGCGGCGAAGCAACUUUUGGACAUAGUGUCACUUGUUUGAAACAGUUCAACUUUGCAAACUCGGCUUCAUUUCCGCAAUCAACAACUGAACGGCUGGAGCAGCGAGCAGACACUUCCUCCCGUGAGUUGGAAACACUGAAAUGUGCUUCACGACGCAACUUUUGAGUCUAAAUACAAAACGUUUGUGGCUCCAUAAACCAAGAAAAGAAUAAGGAUAGUUAGCAGCAGCCAUUGCAAAGGGCGUUCACUCUCAGGUGUGGUUUAUUUUGCUGCGGACGUUUUUACAUACACAAUUUUGCCAUUACCUACGUCUUUUCUUACAUACGAAUCCGAUUUCAAGGCACUUUUUGGGGCGUAAACCGAUUACUGACACUCCUGAGUGAGAUGACAGCCAGCACCCCCAGCUACCUGUGGUCCUUACAGGAUGUCCUGGGUCAAGGGGCUACUGCAUGCGUCUACAAGGCUCGAAAUAAGCGGACGGGUGAGUUGGUAGCCGUCAAGGUUUUCAACUUGGCUAGCUACAACCGCACUCAUGAGGUGCAGAUGAGGGAAUUUGACAUGCUGAGGAAGCUCAACCACAAGAACAUCGUCAAGCUUUACGCCGUGGAGGAGCUGCCAUCUAAACAGAAGGUUCUAGUGAUGGAAUUCUGCCCGGGGGGAAGUUUGCUCAACGUGCUUGAAGAGCCAGAAAAUGCUUUUGGCCUGGCUGAGGCGGAGUUUCUCACUGUAUUGCAAUGUGUUGUACAGGGAAUGCACCACCUACGAGAGAACGGUGUGGUGCACCGGGACAUUAAACCAGGCAACAUAAUGCGUCAGACGGGUGAGGACGGCAGGUCUGUCUAUAAGCUAACCGACUUCGGAGCGGCGAGAGAGUUGGAGGAUGAUGAGAAGUUUAUGUCUAUUUAUGGAACUGAAGAAUAUCUGCAUCCAGACAUGUAUGAGCGUGUGGUGCUCCGCGCGCAUCACCAGAAGGCGUGUGGAGUGAGCGUGGACCUGUGGAGCAUCGGCGUGACCUUUUACCACACUGCCACAGGUUCUCUCCCCUUCAUGCCCUUCAGAGGGCCCCGCAGGGACAAGCAGACCAUGUAUAAAAUCACCACAGAGAAACCACCGGGGGCGAUUUCUGGAUUUCAGCGUGUUGAGAACGGACCAAUAGAGUGGAGCUCAUACCUGCCGGACAGCUGCCAAUUGUCGCAGGGUCUGAAAAUGCAUCUGGUUCCUGUACUUGCCGGUAUACUUGAGGCAGACCAGGAGAGGUGUUGGGGCUUCGACCAGUUUAUCAAAGCCACAAUAGACAUCAUGCAACGAAAACCGGUGCACCUGUUUGCUCUCCAGCAGGCUAGGGCGCACUGCGUGUACAUACAUCACUACAACACGGUAUCCGGAUUCUUUGAGGAGGUGGCGAUGCAGACUGGAAUUGAUGUCCAGCACCAACAGCUGCUCUACUUGGGCCAUGAACUCCCGCUAGAGGGCAGGAUGAAGGUGGUCAGCCUCCCCCACACGACAGCCACAAGGCCUCUCAUCCUGCUGGGUCGUGGGCAAGAAGCAAACAGCAGCCUGCCCUUCAGGGAACCAGAGACUCCGAUCAUUCCAGCCAAGUUUGACGUAAUGGCCGACUACAACUUCACCAAGUUAAUCGUUGGAGUGGUCCACCAGUAUCUGAGGAUUGCACAACUGCUGCACUCACACAGAGAGCUGUUGCUGGAUGGGUAUUACAGUUACAUGAUGAAGCUGCGCAGAGAGUGUGGCGAAGCUAUGCACAGUAUUGCGCAGAUCGCCAUUAGGCUCAAGUCCUGCCUCGGCGCACAACACAGGAUAUUCACUCUAGAUCGCCACGCUUCAGAAAACCUGGGUGCAGCUGAUAAGAGUGACAGGUUGCAGCAAGUCAAUGAUCACCUGCCUGAGUACGUCGCAGACAUUCAAGAAUUUCAGAACCGCCUGGUUCACUUGGAGAUCGAGCAGGCCAAGCUUGCAGAAACGCUGAACAGUGACAAAAGCUGUCAGGAAAUGCAGAUGCUCCUUCAAAAGAUUGUGGCGAUUCAUCAGCUUUACCGUAAAGACAGACUCUCAGGCAGUAUGCAGCUGUUAUAUAAUGACGAACAAAUCCACAAGUUUGAAAAAAUCCAACUGUCCUCACACAUCAAGCGGGUUAAGUCUCUCACCAGAGAAAACUGUGCGCUACAAUACAAGGAUCUCUUGGACGCUAGUAGGACAUGGAGCAGAACUUUACUCGAAAUGCAGAACUAUCUACAAGACUUCAGUUCCUUCUGCACGGGCCUGUUGGCUGAUCUUGCCAUAACUGAGCAGCACCAAAACAAAACACUGGACGAAAUCUUGGUCACACUACAGUCAAGCAGCACAGGACAGCAGCAACAGGAAAUACCACUUAGGGACAAGGAACAAAUGGUGUCCAGGAUGUACCACCUAAAGGAAGAAAUGGAAUUGCUGAUCCGGGAACUUCAGUGUAGCAAUGCCAUGAUUGAAAGUCUGGAAGCAGUGAACUCUGCAGUGGCUGUGAGGCCGAGCUUGGCACGGCCUGCCACACUGUGACAGGCGGCUCGUUUUAAUUGCCUGGUGAACAUUUGCUGGAUGACUGCUGUGACGCUAUCAAAAGAUUGCCUGCUGCAAGAGGGAGUUGAAGACGGCAGAUUGCGAACCAAUUAAGAGAUAAGACUCACAGUUGGGGAGAAAACACCGCUGAGGAUUUUUUUUGUGCGUGGCUUGCCAGCGGGCACUUCAAUGCAAACCUCAUUAAUACUUGUUAUCCAUCCAACCAUGCAUUUUCUAUGCUGCUUUUCCUAUUCAAAGUCAUGGAACUGCUUAUUCAAGCAAUCACAGGGCAUAAUACAUUUUAGUGUUGUUAAAUUUGUAAUAUACUGUGAUGUUUGGGGCAUCUCAUUAUUGAUAUGUAAAUUGUGGGACAAAAAAAGGAUAUCUUAUUACAUAUAUACACAUAUCACUUCACUAGGGAUGUCACAGUAUUCUGACCUCAUUGAAGGUGCUGAAGUCUUCCGUCUCACUAUCUAGCCAUUGUUUUUUGUUGACUGCAGUCACACACUGUACCGGUAAUUAAAUCAAUCAAAGCCCCCUCAACCGGAGCGUCGUUUUCUAGCCUGUCCCUGUGUUGCUGUUUCCAUGUUGCAAGUCCCGCUUUUGUUGUGACAUUAUCCACACAAGAACAGAUUAUUGACUCAGAAUGGGGAGAUUUUUUUUUAAAGGUCAGGUUUGAAUGCUCUUUUAGACGCUUCAAUUGUGCACAGGUGAGUGCUUCUUAUUGUAACCUUUUUGGGGACAGCGGUUCCUCCAGUGGACAGCUUGUCGUGUGAUCAGGUGACAGGGUGCAUGAAAGGGUUAACAUUUGUUACAUAUGUAUGUAGGUUUCGUUCUGUUUUGUUGUGGUGAAUCAUUUUCUCAUACAAAAAGAAAAGUAAAAGUAAAUACUAGUUUAAUGCCCCCUCAAGUUUCCAGGACUAACGGACAUGCGAAGAUGACUCACUGUGUGGUUGAAAUAAAGAAGAAACAA